Molecule: messenger RNA, 491 nt
Organism: Daldinia vernicosa
Lineage: Eukaryota; Fungi; Ascomycota; Sordariomycetes; Xylariales; Hypoxylaceae
Product: Tim10/DDP family zinc finger-domain-containing protein
Exons: 2
Coding region: 142-387 (81 amino acids)
Source: RefSeq, a predicted model, not a curated record
AUCAAUGAAGCUUCAACUUUUUCGAGAAGCUCCAUCUAAUCCCACCAAGACAAUCCGGGACUCUAAUUAGCCUCACCACCGGCCGUAACCACGUCCCAUAUAAAAAAGACUCAGGUUACAGAAGCAAAUAAUAAGCCCAUCAUGGACUCCUCCGGAUCUAUUAAGGCAGAGGUCAUCAAGCAAGUCAAGACCCAAUACGCCCUGGAAAACGCAAGACUACUAAUCGAGAAGAUCAACGAGCACUGCUUCGAGAGGUGCGUGCCCAAGCCGGGCCCCUCGAUGUCGAGCGGCGAGUCGACCUGUUUCACCCAGUGCAUGGAGAAGUACAUGUCGGCAUGGAACUCAGUAAGCACGACAUACAUCGACAGAUUGCGACGGGAGCAGUGAGCUAGACCUCCGUCUUGGAGGCUGCAUCGCAAAUGUCAACUCGCCCCUACUCGAUGUACAUUAGAAUCCGCCAUGUUGCGAGCCGUAGCCGGCAAUGGGAAGAA